GAUGUUUCCCGCAAUGAGAGUGAAGAUCUCAGGUUUAGACCCACAUCAGCAGUAUUAUAUUGCUAUGGAUAUUGUGCCAGUGGAUAACAAAAGAUACAGGUACGUUUAUCAUAGCUCCAAAUGGAUGGUGGCUGGCAAUGCCGACUCGCCGGUACCACCUCGUGUUUAUAUUCACCCCGAUUCGCCCGCCUCGGGGGAGACGUGGAUGAGGCAAGUGAUCAGCUUCGACAAACUGAAGCUUACCAACAACGAGCUCGAUGAUCAAGGGCAUAUUAUCCUGCACUCUAUGCAUAAAUAUCAGCCUCGUGUCCACGUCAUCCGUAAGGACUGUGGAGAUGAUCUGUCCCCCGUCAAGCCUAUACCUUCAGGAGAAGGAGUCAAAGCCUUCUCCUUUCCAGAGACAGUUUUCACUACCGUCACAGCGUACCAAAAUCAACAGAUAACUCGCCUGAAGAUUGACAGAAAUCCAUUUGCCAAAGGAUUUAGAGAUUCAGGACGUAACAGAAUGGGACUGGAAGCUUUGGUAGAGUCUUAUGCCUUCUGGAGACCCUCACUGAGGACACUUACAUUUGAAGACAUACCUGGGAUACCCAAACAAGGAAAUGCAGGUUCCUCUACUUUACUCCAGGGAUCUGGCAGUGGAGUGCCAUCUACCCACCCUCACCUCUUGCCGGGUUCCCCUUGCUCGUCUCCAGCCUUCCAUCUCAGUCCCAACACUAGCCAGCUCUGUAGCCUUGCUCCGGCUGACUACACAGCUUGUGCCCGCUCAGGCUUGACCCUGAACAGAUACAGCACUUCUUUGGCUGAAACCUACAACAGGCUCACAAACCAAACCAGUGAGACGUUUGCACCCCCAAGGACUCCCUCUUAUGUUGGUGUGUCGAGUAGCACAACUGUGAAUAUGUCCAUGAGUGGCAAUGAUGGGGAUGCAUUCAGCUGCCCACAAACUGGCUUAUCUAUGCAGAUUUCAGGGAUGUCUCCACAGCUCCAGUACAUCAUGCCAUCCCCAUCCAGCAAUGCCUUUACCACUAAUCAAACCCACCAAGGCUCCUACAACACGUUUAGACUGCACAGUCCCUGUGCACUGUAUGGAUAUAACUUUUCCACAUCCCCUAAACUGGCUGCCAGUCCUGAGAAAAUUGUUUCUUCCCAAGGAAGUUUCUUGGGGUCCUCGCCAAGUGGAACCAUGACGGAUCGGCAGAUGUUGCCCCCUGUGGAAGGAGUGCACUUACUUAGCAGUGGGGGGCAGCAGAAUUUCUUUGACUCCAGGACCCUAGGAAGCUUAACACUCUCAUCUUCUCAAGUGUCUGCACAUAUGGUUUGAUGAAGCCUUUAAGUAGAAGUACAGUGUGUUUGGUGUCUACAAUGUAUUUCUUUUGGAAUAUGAAAGGACACUCAAUGUAGCUUGUAAAGUGUGUGUAUAUAUAAUAUGAGAGGAAGUUUCACUGAAUUUUUGACUUGCUUGUGGCCAGAUUAUUCUCCUAUUUUGAGUUGCGCAGAGUUUGUUGUGGCGCGGACUGCUUUAGUUUUCUGGUAUAAUACACUUAGUUGUAUAACACGUUGGGACAUAUGAAACAAAUUAAGUAAGACUUCCUCCCCUUUUCCCCUUCCUCUGUUCUAACCCUUUUAAAGAAUGAAAUGACACUUAGAGUAUUAAACAACACAAACAAGCCCACUUACAUUUCCUGUAGUACUAGUGAGUUUCUUUAAAACAUUCAUACAAUGAUAAGCUGAUGCACCGAAGACAUUUUACAAGUUUAUUCUGUUAUAAGGGAUAUGAAGGGUAUUUGAACUUAAAGCGUUAAGCAUCAAGCAUCCAGCCUAAAACAGAAGCUUAGCUAAUGGAUUAUUUAUACAAAGUGAACGGAAAGAUUAGUUUGCCUUCUUAUGAUAUGCUGUUUCUAACUUAGCAGCAGCAUGGCAUUCUUACUAGGAUUUUUUUCAGUGUUAGUCUAGGUUUAUGAUUAGGUGUUUAAAGACAGCAUUUAAAGACAAAUAUAAUGCAGAUUCAAAGUGUGGUGAUAUGCAUAAUUUAAACCAACAGCAGAGGAAGCAGCAUUCCGUGGUACAGAAUGAACUUUGGGGUGCUUCAUUUUGCCAAAAGAAGGGCUUGAUGCAUUUUUUUUUCACCAUAAAUAUUGCCUAUAAGACAUUUACUGGACGGUAGGAUAUUCUAAUGUAUCUUUGUUUUUGUAUUUUUGCUUUUUUAAAGGAAAAUGCAGUUUUGAUUAAAAAAAGAAAAAGUGAGCAGGAUGAGAAAUUCCGUUAUCAGUUUUACCCUUUUGUGUGUGUUGUGUUUUGGGGUGUUUUUUUAAUAAGGGCAAAAUGUCCUCCAUCCUCAGAAUCUCAGAAAUAAAUUGCUUGUACCAGCUAGGCAGAUAACCCAGUUUGCCCGCAAACUGUUGCUGGAAGCAGAACUUUGUAGUAGCUGCCUCCCUGUAACUUGGCCAGAUUGGGACCAGGAUUACAAUAGGCCAAAUUCCCAUAAUGGUUUACUUUGAAUGCUACAGCAUGAUACCUGCAGCCUAUUUCCCUCCCUCCAGGGAGCCUUCUGUCUUCCUUUCUUGUUCCUUUCUGUCAUGAGGUUACUACUGCUCUGUUUCUCAAACAGUCUUUGCCGUGGAUUUUAAGUAGUUCACUUCCUUCCCAUCUCUGGUUUUAACCAGUGUUCAUAAAAGCACAGAUCAAAAUCCAUUCCUCACCAGGCUCCUCCAGAAUGACAAGGGCUUGGGGAGAUACUUGUGUCACAGGGAAGCUUGUGCUCUUGUCUAUGCCUGCACAGCCCCUGCGCGCCUCAGUCCUGCUGUGAAAGCUGCCAGUCAGCUGCCCACCUGUCAGAGCGUUAAAUGUGGAGGUUAUGGGACGCGUUUUAAUGCUUGAGAGAAUAGUUCUUCUUCUACAUUACACUAAGCCUCCUUUGUAUUAUGCAGGUGGUUUAAAGGCAUCUUAAAGUGGGUGCAAAUGUGAUUGAAAAUGCUUCCCUGGCCAGCACUGUGGAAAGGAGAAUAAGGCCUUCAAAGUUUACAUUUUCCUCUGUCAGAUUUCAGUAAAAGUAGUUCGUUAUGUUUCUCGAAAGUUCCUAUGUGUUUUCUGGCAAAGAGUGACUUAAUCACUCCCACUUUUAAGAAAAACUCAUUGCAACUAAUAUUUCUUCAUUGGGCUAGAGAUAAUGGGUAGAGGAACAGACCCUUCUCUCUCUCUUCUUACUACUUGGAAAGAGGAAAGAAACCACAAUACUACUUAAUUAAGCUCUUGCCCAGAGAAUGCUUUAUUUAUAUUAGUUAUUUAUAUGUUUAUGUUAAGGAAGAUGCCAAUUUAUGAAGUUCUCAUUCAGAGCUGGAAAGACUAGAGGAUGAAUCUGUAGUUUAGAAUCUGUGGUUUUGUUUCUCUGCUCUGUCACAAACUACCCGAGUGACACUGGGUACUUCACUUAGCCUCUCUGCAUUUGAAUUUCUUUCAACUGUAAAAUGGAAUAGCACUUUGCUGCCUCACAGUAUGCUAAAGAUGCAAGGGUAUUUAGACAGUGUUCAUAUAUGAGGGUAACAAAGCAUUUAUGUAUUUUGGAUCUGUUGCUGGUUUUGGUGUUUUAGUUUCCUUUGAGUCAGAUCUCCAAGCAAAGACUUCCAAUGCUAAAACACUGCUCAAAAACCCAAAACUAAUAAUUUGUAAAAUGAUUUUAAAAUGUGCAGAAGAUGGGCAAUUUUUCAGCUAUGUAAAUUGCCAUAGCUGCAUUGAUUUACUUAGCAAGGCGCAUGCGUAGUAAUUUCUGCUCUAGCCCAAACUUUGAAAUGUUGCCAUUGGACAAAGCUGUAAAUGGAGGCAGCGGUGCAAUUAGUCUGCACUUGAAAAAGGGUAAGCAAGACAAUUCUCCAUGUUAUCUUAAGGGGCUGUGGCUGGGUAGAAAUAUGGAAGAGCUAAAUCACGCAUAUUCCUACAAGGGAAAAACAAAGGUUUAUGCAUGGAGGUGCUCCUGGUAAUACUAUGUUCUUUGUCACCUGGGAUUUUUUUAGUACUGGUCUCCUAUUUUUCCUCAAAUUACUCUUAUCAUUGUAACCGCACAAUAUUGUUUGAAACAUUUGUUCCUUAAAAUUUGAGUCAUAUUGUAAAUACUUGUUGGUGUGUCAUUGUGAAAAGACUAGCUUUUUAUCAACAUAGUAAAUGCUAUAUAUGCGUUAUAUCUAUAAUUAUAUAUCUGUAUUUUACAAAAAUGCCACAGAAAAUAUAUUAAAGUGUGUAUCUAAACACUUUUUACUACCUUUGGAAAAUUAAGGGGCUUGGGCCUUUUUUUUGUCUACAGCUUCCACAAAAACAAAUAACUCUAAAGUGAGCUCUGAAAUUCAAAGACGUAAUAAGCUGCAAGGAUCCAACUAGUCCACAAUUCUUACACAUUUCCAUUUAACUUUAUCGUGUUGAACUGUCAUUUGUGUGUGAAGGCCAUGAGAGAUGUUGCGCAUAAGGAUAUUCAGGGCCUGAUAGCAGAGCUGUGAGGGCUGUAUUUGGGAAGCAGAGAACAAGGAGCUUGCAAGGCCAACCAGCCACGGAUGGAACCUUGCUGGUGCUUCAUACUCAAGCUCAUCCCAGCUACCACGACAAGUUCAGCUGCCCAUUUUCAGCCAGAUCUGAGAAAUUAACACUUACGUGUGAUCAGGUGCUCCAGGGAGAGCUUUGAUGAUACCCUGUACAUUUUCGCUCUGUGCUCUUUGGCUGUUCGUUUUAGGGCUCAGGGCCUGCAAAUAUAAUUACAUUGAAAUGAUAGUGUUUCAUAUUCACUUAACACCAGCAUUGUUGCAGAUGACCAGAAUUAGGAUAAGAGAAGUAGGUUUGAAAUGAUCAGUCAUAAAUAUCAGGCCAGAUUCUGCUCUGGAGAGUGGAAACUCCUGAUUUUAAUAAGAGAAGAGCCUCUCUUUAUAGUGGUACGAUCAGACUCUUGAGAAGUCAAAUGUCCUGCUUGAACAGAGGAACAGGAGCAACUUUAAGAUCACAGACAGUGUUGGCAUUCAUGCUAGCAAGUCUAUACUGUGAGCAGUUCAACAAUGGAAACUUAAGUCAUCAUGAGAAGUAGCCCACAGGUUCUGUGGUCGUAUUUUUUGUAUUAACAUAGUAGACCUAAUUAGUCCAUAUAGAAGUAUGUUUAAAAACAGCUGCAGAGUAGCUACUUUUAGAGACUUAUGUACAAACUUCACAUAUGAAAUUAUUAUUUGCUGCACUCCUCUCAAUAUGCUCUCAAACUCUCAUGGCGUGAUUGUUUAAGUUUACUCUUUACGUUUAAUAUCAGUAACUACAAUUUAUCAUAAAGAGGUAACUGCUGAUGCUUGUAGGCUAACUUUCCACCUCUGCUGAACAAAUGUAUGGAUUUGUCAAUUGAAUGCUUUGUUAAUAUGAUCCUCGGACACAACAUUUCUUUUUGUGCUUAACAUAAAGUAGUUGAUAUGUGAAUUUAAUUUAUGCCAAACUACAGUAACAAUUCUGCUUUAUUUUCCACCAUAUUCCUUGGUUACCCAGCUAAUUCAAAACACUGUCAUGCCAAGAUGGCAUACUCUUUUAACACGUGGUGUCAUACUUCAU
Messenger RNA from Struthio camelus australis, 5565 nucleotides. Lineage: Eukaryota; Metazoa; Chordata; Aves; Struthioniformes; Struthionidae. The record is from RefSeq and is a predicted model, not a curated record.